GGAGCCCUGGAGGCCAGGCCCGGCCGCUCCCGGCCCCCCGGGGGCACGUCAGCCCCGAGUCCUGUCCUCGCUGCCGGGCCCACCACCGCCGCCACCGUAGCUACCCAGGACAACGGGCCCCCCACCUUCCUCCCAGUCUCCCGCCCGCCUGUCUGGCUGCCUGGCUGAGUGGCCGCCAUGCGCCUGCCUUGGGCCGCCACUCCCCGCGGCCUGGCCUGGGGGCCACUAGUGCUGGGUGUCUGCGGGCUCCUGACAGCGUCCCAGCCGCUACUGGUGCCCCCCUACAGCUCCGAGAACCAGACCUGCAGGGACCAGGAAAAGGAGUACUACGAGCUCAGGCACCAGGUCUGCUGCUCCCGCUGCCCACCAGGCACCUACGCUUCAGCUAAGUGCAGCCGCAGCCGGGACACAGUUUGCACCACAUGCGCUGAAAAUUCCUACAAUGAGCACUGGAACUACCUCUCCUUCUGCCAGCUGUGCCGCCCCUGCGACCCUGUGAUGGGCCUCGAGGAGGUUGCACCUUGCACUAACAAGCAGAAAACCCAGUGCCGCUGCCAGCCUGGAAUGUUCUGCGCAGCUUGGGCCCUUGAGUGUACCCACUGCGAGCUACUUUCUGAUUGCCCACCUGGUACUGAAUCCGAGUUCAAAGAUACAGUUGGGGAAGCUAACAACAACUGUGUUCCCUGCAAGGCAGGCCACUUCCAGAACACCUCCUCCCCCAGCGCACGCUGCCAGCCCCACACCAGGUGUGAGGACCAGGGCCUGGUGGAGGCAGCUCCAGGCACCGCCCAGUCUGACAGAAGCUGCAGAAAUUCAUCAGAGCCACUGCCCCCCGAGAUGCCAGGAACCAUGCUGGUGCUGGCCAUCCUGCUGCCACUGGUCUCCUUCCUGAUCCUCGCCACCAUCCUCGCCUGCACCUGGAAGAGCCACCCCUCUCUCUGCAGAAAGCUGGGAUCACUGCUCAAGAGGAGGCCAGAGGGAGAGGAGUCAAUUAACAAUGAUGAAAGAUGGGAGCCUCCGAAGGCCAACUCGCCUUUUCCUGACCUGGUAAAGCCACUUCUGCCCAUGUCUGGAGACUUGUCCCCAGGCUCUGUUGGGCUUCCCAUGACCCCACCUUUGGAGGCAGAGGUGCAACAGCAGAAUCUCCUGGGCCAGACCAGGGAGCCAGAGAUGGAGUCCGGGGAGCAGGGCCAGGUGGCCCACGGUACCAACGGCAUUCAUGUCACUGGUGGGUAUAUGACUAUCACCGGCAACAUCUACAUCUACAACGGGCCAGUACUGGGGGGAGCACGGGGCCCUGGAGACCCCCCAGCUUCCCCAGAACCUCCAUACCCCAUUGCUGAAGAGGGUGACCCUGGCCCUCCUGGGCUCUCUACACCAUCCCAGGAAGAUGGCAAAGCUUGGCACCUGGCUGAGACAGAGCACUGGGGAGCCGCGCCCUCUAACGGGGGCCCAAGGAGCCAAUUUGUCACCCAUGACUGAUGGCAUCUGGGGAAAGGAAGGAGAAGGAAGACACAAGAACACCUUCUCCCCAGAGGCUUCCCUACCCACACAGGAUUCACAGGGGCCUGGGUAGGGCCCUGAGAGGCAGAGCCCUGAGGGACUGAACCUCAGACACGAGCCUCAGUCUGGAGAGCAGGGCUGGGCACUGGCUGGGUACAGUGUCCUCCACAGGACUCUCGCCACUGCCUGAGAAAGCCUGAGAACUGGUGGCAGACCCACCUGCCCACUGGACAGGACAGACGAUGCCAACUGCUGCCCACCAUGGCAUGCUGCACCUAAGCACAGCACUGAGGGAGCCACCACAUGGUCACCUGCAAGGACAUCACCGGGACCUCCAAAGUGGUCAUGGUGCUCAUCCCCAAGUUUCAGAGGCCCUUUGAGGGUCCACACUUCACAUGGACCAAGGUAGACCCUACCUGAAGACAAAGUUACAUGGAAGACACUCCUGCCCGCCCCUCCUAGAGGAGAGGAAAGGGAGUCGUUGGAAACUGCACUUUGGUAGCAUUACUAGGUGUGGGGGAGAGUUUUGGAAGGGGAGGAAAAUGGUGAGUGUAUUUAUAAAUUGUAACCACAUGCAAAUAAAGAGAAGAUUGAGACCCA
Messenger RNA from Lemur catta (Ring-tailed lemur), 2103 nucleotides. It is a transcript of the gene LTBR, whose product is annotated as lymphotoxin beta receptor. NCBI's taxonomy places the organism in Eukaryota, Metazoa, Chordata, Mammalia, Primates, Lemuridae. The record is from RefSeq and is a predicted model, not a curated record. Gene Ontology annotation, molecular function: ubiquitin protein ligase binding. Gene Ontology annotation, biological process: immune response; hematopoietic or lymphoid organ development; positive regulation of canonical NF-kappaB signal transduction. Bases 178 to 1482 code for a protein of 434 amino acids. The transcript is spliced from 10 exons.